AUGUUCGGCUUCCUUGCUUACUCUGCUGUGGUUUUGGUUGUGGUGCUUGCACUGAUCUUCUACUACGAACCCCGUUAUGGGAAGACGCAUAUGAUAGUUAUGAGUGUCAAAGCUGUGGCAAUUGCUAUAAAGCUGACUUUUUCCGGGAUGAACCAGUUUAAGUACUUCCACGCAUGGAUCUUCAUCAUAGUAGUGACCAUAUGUUGCAUUUUGCAAAUCAACUACCUGAACAAGGACUGGGCUUCUCAGAGUGGUUUGCAAAUUGCGACGGAGCUAUGUGGCUUUGUGACCAUUUUAUCAGGAACCUUUCUUCUCCACAAGACAAAAGACAUGGGAAACAGUGGUAGCUCACGUGGCGCCACGUCACACACGCCUAGAGACACUCCUGUCUUCAUCAACUCAGGUUCCACUCGCAGUUCCAAUUCUAAUCUUUAG
Messenger RNA from Thlaspi arvense, 435 nucleotides. The record is from the annotation of a GenBank genome assembly. NCBI's taxonomy places the organism in Eukaryota, Viridiplantae, Streptophyta, Magnoliopsida, Brassicales, Brassicaceae.